Spinacia oleracea (spinach) is the source of this 2013-nucleotide messenger RNA. Its product is annotated as B3 domain-containing protein Os01g0234100. The record is from RefSeq and is a predicted model, not a curated record. Gene Ontology annotation, molecular function: DNA binding. The coding region runs from base 157 to 1692 and encodes 511 amino acids. NCBI's taxonomy places the organism in Eukaryota, Viridiplantae, Streptophyta, Magnoliopsida, Caryophyllales, Amaranthaceae. The transcript is spliced from 10 exons.
CUAAAAUUCAGAAACAUCCCAUCACAUAGUCACAGUAGCUUGAAUUCACAUCCGAACGGUCUAUUUACAUAAAUAGAGUUUCUCCUUCACAAUUUCCCCUCCAGCCCUCAAUCCUUUUAUCGUACCGGCAAAAAUUAGAAUAGCAAAGAACAAAACAUGAAAAAUUCUGCAAUAUCGAAGGCGGAGUUGAAGAUGGAGUUAGUGACGAGAAGGCUUGCUAUGCUUCAAGCACAUCAUCAUGACAUUGUCCCUGUACUAUCAGAAGUGAAUCCAAUACGGGUAAUUUCUAAUGCUGAAUCUCAUCCCUUACAAUGUGAAAGCGCCAAGCCGUUUAUGGACACUAGUGAUGAUACACUAUCAGAAGAGGUUUUAAUACCCAAGUCUUCGAAAAAUAGAAUUACAUCUGAAAGCCACAAGCGAGCGAGGGUAAUAAGUGAUGAUGAGUCCUCAGAGGAUGAAGAACACAUGGUUACGAUUCCACCACGAAAGAAAGGAAGAACUAAGCAGGAGAGGAUCAAAAUGAAUGAUUCAUCCAACAGUAAAAAUGUCAAGGGUAUUGAUAAUCCAACAAGGCGAAAAAUAAUGGACUUAACUGAGCCUUCAUCAAUGGGUGACAAGUCCUCUUCCAUGAAGAGAGCAGAAGAGAUUCAAGCAAAUCUGGCUGCUGAAAAUCCUAGCUUUGUCAAAUCAAUGUUGAAAUCACAUGUUACUGGGGGAUUUUGGUUGGGUCUGCCGAGGAAGUUCUGUGACGAGCAUCUACCAAAUUGUGACUGUACAAUUGUAUUGGUGGAUGAAGCUGGAAAGGAAUUCAACACAGUUUAUUUAGCUAGAAAAACAGGUCUAAGUGGCGGAUGGAGGGGGUUUUCCAUUUAUCAUACCUUGCUUGAGGGUGAUGUGUUGAUCUUCCAUCUGAUUGCCCCUAUGAAAUUUAAGAUUUACAUUAUAAGAGAUCAAAAUUUUGGUGAAGUUGAUGGAGCUUUAGGGCUCCUAAACUUGGAAUUAGGGGUAUGUGAACAGAAAUCAGUUUCAGAUGACCUUACCCAAAGAGUCCUACAAAUAGAAGACAACUACACUUCGGUGGAUCACCUGUCUCAAAGCAGCAGUGAUCUUGAUUUGGGAUCUGAAGUACUUGAUGGAAUCUGCUUUGCACAUUCUUCCAUCAACUUCGAAGGAGUGAACAGCUUCAAGAACUUUAACAUCGUUGUGGAUGGCCGUAUAAUAGACUCCAAGUUCUCUGACAGUACAAGACAGAAGUACUAUGAGCUCUGCUGCAGCCAAAAAUCUUUUCUGCAUGAGCAUAUUUUGAAGGGAUUUAACUGUCACUUGGUGGUUGGGAUUAUUUCAGAGACCAUCAACAUUUCUGAUGGCAUCAGAUCCUACAAGGCGGGUUCUAUCUCUCAUGAAGAUCUCCAGAUUUGGGAGAAAACAUUGAGGGGGUUUGAAGUUCUAGGCAUGAAAGUGGAGUUUUUAUGUGCUCGUAUUAACAAACUACUAGGCCAUGUUGUGGAAUCUGACGCAGCUGAUGAAUCAAACAUGCUGAAAGAAAGUAUGAUUAAGCGAGCUAUAGUUGGGGAGAGGAUGAAGGCACUAGAGAAUAAACUCACACAACUGAAAGAGACAAUGGAGAAGAUUGACUUAGAGAUGGACGCUGAGAUAACUGACAACGGCAAGUGCAUGAAAACAGAAGGCUAGGGCUAAUGAACUUACUGAUGUUGUGUGUUGAUUAAUAUAUAUUGGCAGAAUCAGCUGUUUUCUGUCCCCAAAAGUAUGCAGUUUCUGCUGUUUUCUGUAUAGGUACAAAACACAAUCACAUCUGUAUAGUAAGAUUGCUGAUCAGAUACCUCUCAUUCGUGAGCAUGAUCUUCUAUAGCACAUUUAAGAGUAGUCCUAUUGAGGGGAAGAAUACGGUGUAGUUAGUAUUGGCUAGUAUCUGUUCACGGUUAAUCUGUUAUAGUGUACUACUUCAUACUUCCUCCAUUUUUUAAUAAUUGCACCAUAUUGGUUUUAACAUUA